AGUUAAUUCAUCAAGUAACAAACCAGUAUUUCCUGACUUCUACUAGAGGUAGAGGCUUAUAACCGUAGUGGUGGCAGUCGCGUGCUGGCUUCAACACAUUUGACAUGUGAACGAUGCCUUCGUUUACAAUGUGGAAAUCGGACGACGAUCUGGAACUCGUAUUGUCAUCAAUUCAAGAUGAGCUUCGCAAGCAAGUAUCGGAGAUGCGAAGCAAGGUGGCCAACUUCAGGCCACGGCUGGCGAUUGUACAAGUUGGGGGACGGGAGGACUCCAACGUUUACAUCAGGAUGAAGCUGAAAGCCGCUGAGAAUAUCGGCAUCCUUGCUGAACACAUCAAACUGCCCAGAGACUGCACUGAGGUUGAGCUAUUAACCAAGUUGAAUGAGCUGAACGAAUCGCCCGAAGUGCACGGCAUCAUCGUGCAGAUGCCGCUCGACUCCAUCCAUCCUAUUGACAGCCAUCUUGUUACUGACGCUGUUUCACCGCACAAGGAUGUUGAUGGCUUAAACACGCAAAACGAAGGUCGCGUAGCCCUGGGCGAUCUAUCCGGAUUCGUUCCUUGUACUCCCGCUGGGUGCAUCGAGCUGAUCAAACGCACUGGGGUGUCCAUAGCGGGCAAGCGGGCGGUAGUGUUGGGCAGGAGCAGGAUUGUGGGCACACCUGUAGCUGAGCUACUCAAGUGGGAGAACGCUACGGUCACUGUGUGCCACUCGAAGACCGCCAAUUUGAGUGAGAUCACAAAAACCGCAGACAUCUUGGUCGUGGGUAUCGGCAAAGCUGAAUUAGUCCGCGGAUCAUGGAUCAAGCCCGGAGCAGUCGUUAUCGACUGUGGAAUCAACCCUAUCCCAGACUCAACAAAAAGCAGCGGCCAGCGUCUAGUGGGCGACGUAGCCCACGCCGAGGCUAUCCAAGUGGCGUCCCACGUGACGCCCGUGCCGGGCGGCGUGGGCCCCAUGACGGUGGCCAUGUUGAUGCGCAAUACUGUGGUGGCUGCACAGCGACAGCUCGACCGACUGGUAGCUCCCACGUGGGGCUUGCAAGCGUUGAGACUGAACCGCGUGGUACCACCUCCUAGUGACAUUGUGAUCGCACGCUCCCAAAAGCCAAAGGUCAUCAGCAAGUUGGCUGAAGAGCUCGGUCUAUUCCCGAGCGAGAUCUCUCAGUAUGGACACACAAAAGCCAAGAUUUCCCUGUCUGUACUCGAUCGGCUUAAGGACCAGCGCGGUGGGAAAUAUAUCGUCGUUGCUGGGAUUACCCCCACCCCUCUAGGAGAGGGUAAGAGUACCACGUUACUGGGUUUGGUACAAGCUCUAACAGCGCACCGUGGCCGCAAUUCCUUCGCGUGUAUGCGUCAGCCGAGCCAAGGGCCUACGUUUGGGGUUAAGGGCGGUGCUGCUGGAGGUGGUUACUCGCAGGUUAUUCCUAUGGAAGAUUUCAACCUACACUUAACUGGUGACAUCCACGCGGUAUCCGCAGCUAACAACCUGCUAGCCGCUCAAAUGGAUGCCAGAAUAUUCCACGAACUGACACAAAAAGAUGGCCCCUUAUACGAUCGUCUAGUACCAAAGAUUAAAGGCGUGAGGAAAUUCUCCCCAAUACAAUUGAGGAGACUGAAGAAACUCGGCAUUGAAAAGACUGACCCUGACGCUUUGACUCCCGAAGAAAGGACCAAGUUUGCAAGACUUGAUAUUGACACUUCGAAGAUUAUGUGGAACAGAGUUGUGGACCUCAACGACAGAUACCUCCGUAAAGUAACCAUUGGUCAGUCGCCAACCGAGAAGGGAUUCACUCGCGAGACCAGUUUCGAUAUUUCCGUAGCGUCAGAGAUCAUGGCGGUGUUAGCUAUUGGUAAAGAUAUAGAAGAUAUCAAGGACAGGCUCUCGAGUAUGGUGGUGGCUCUGGACAAACGUGGAAACCCUGUGACUGCUGAUGAUCUUGGUGUAACCGGCGCUCUAAUGGUCCUGCUGAAGGACGCGUUCGAACCAACACUGAUGCAGUCGCUAGAGGGCACGCCUGUGCUCGUGCACACGGGGCCCUUCGCGAACAUCGCGCACGGCUGCUCCUCCAUCAUCGCUGACAAGAUCGCCAUGAAACUGGUCAAGGAGAACGGUUAUGUGGCUACCGAGGCUGGAUUCGGGUCGGAUAUUGGCAUGGAGAAGUUCUUCGACAUAAAGUGCCGCGCGUACGACUGCGCGCCGCACUGCGCGGUGGUGGUGUGCACGGUGCGCGCGCUCAAGAUGCACGGCGGCGGGCCCACCGUCAGCGCCGGCCUGCCGCUGCACGCGGUGUACGUCGAGGAAAACCUAGAUCUCUUGAGCAAGGGCUUGUGUAACUUGGGCAAGCACAUUAGCAACGGUAACAAAUUCGGCGUACCAGUUGUAGUUGCGAUUAACAGACACGGCAACGACACACAAGCCGAGCUGAACCUGGUCAAAGAGUUUGCGACCAAAAACGGCGCUUUCCGCGCAGUGAUCUGCGACCACUGGGCCCAAGGUGGUGCUGGGGCCCUGGACCUGGCUGAUGCGGUCAUCGCAGCCUGUGAUACACCUUCCACCUUCAACUACCUCUACCCCCUGGGCAUGUCCAUCCAGGACAAGAUACAGAAGAUCGCCUUUGAAAUGUACGGCGCCGGCAAGAUAGAUUAUACUGAUGAUGUACUGGAGAAGAUCAAGCGUUUUACUGAGAAGGGUUACGACAAGUUCCCAAUCUGCAUGUGCAAGACAUCUAACUCGUUGACCGGCGACCCAACCGUGAAGGGCGCUCCAACAGGCUUCACACUCCGCAUCUCUGACAUAUUCGUAUCUGUUGGUGCGGGCUUCGUGGUGCCCAUGGUUGGGGAGAUCAGCAAGAUGCCCGGAUUACCCACCCGUCCCAGCAUCUAUGAUAUUGACCUUAAUACUGUUACGGGCGAGAUCGAGGGACUGUUUUAAGUGAUUUUUUUGUUUGAAUAAACGGUUUUAUUGCGA
Colias croceus (clouded yellow) is the source of this 2966-nucleotide messenger RNA. It is a transcript of the gene pug, whose product is annotated as C-1-tetrahydrofolate synthase, cytoplasmic. Gene Ontology annotation, biological process: tetrahydrofolate interconversion. Lineage: Eukaryota; Metazoa; Arthropoda; Insecta; Lepidoptera; Pieridae. The record is from RefSeq and is a predicted model, not a curated record. The transcript has 15 exons. Gene Ontology annotation, molecular function: methenyltetrahydrofolate cyclohydrolase activity; ATP binding; formate-tetrahydrofolate ligase activity. Gene Ontology annotation, cellular component: cytosol. Bases 114 to 2930 code for a protein of 938 amino acids.